Myripristis murdjan (pinecone soldierfish) is the source of this 6480-nucleotide messenger RNA. Its product is annotated as ADAMTS-like protein 1. The transcript is spliced from 26 exons. Bases 232 to 4818 code for a protein of 1528 amino acids. Lineage: Eukaryota; Metazoa; Chordata; Actinopteri; Holocentriformes; Holocentridae. Gene Ontology annotation, biological process: extracellular matrix organization. The record is from RefSeq and is a predicted model, not a curated record. Gene Ontology annotation, cellular component: extracellular matrix.
GCGGCCGUUAAGUGUCAUGUCGUCUCAGGCAUUUCUUGUCUAAGUUUUUUUUUUUUUCUCCUGUAAAUUGGAGCUGGUGGAGCGCAGCGCGGCGAGAAUAGCCGACCUCUUUCUCCCCGGGUGACCAGCAGCUGGGACAGACAGACAGACAGGCAGGCAGGCAGACAGGCAGCGGGCAUUCUGCUGGUCUCUUCACAGUUUGCAGCUACAUUUAAUUUGUCAACGUCAGAGAUGACAGGCGGCUGUUUGUGGACGACUGGACUCGUUCUUCUCGCCGUCUGUGUCAAGAUUGGCUUGCGGGCUGAUGAUGGUGGAGCAGUGUUCAUCCGCGAGUUCACCCUGAUUCGCCGGGACCACCUGCCUGAAGACUCUCUCCAUGAAGGCCCCAGCAGCCAAAAGCCAGAGGACCCAAGCUCGCGGACAGCUCGGUCAGAGGAGGAUCGAGACACCCUGUGGGACGCCUGGGGCUCAUGGAGCGAGUGCUCCCGUACCUGUGGAGGAGGAGCCUCCUACUCCCUCCGACGAUGCCUCAGUUCCAAGACCUGCGAAGGGCAGAAUAUCAAAUAUCGCACAUGUAGUAAUGUGGACUGCCCUCCAGACGCUGGUGACUUCCGUGCCCAGCAGUGUUCGGCUCAUGCAGACGUGCGAUACCAGGGCCAGUACCACGAGUGGCUUCCUGUGGAUAACGACCCGGACAACCCCUGUGCCCUAAAGUGCAAAGCCAAGGGCUCAGGCCUUGUGGUGGAGCUGGCACCCAAAGUGCUGGAUGGGACGCGCUGCUACACCGAAUCCUUGGACAUGUGCAUCAGUGGAGUCUGCCAGAUUGUAGGUUGUGACCACGAGUUGGGGAGCACGGCAAAGGAGGACAACUGUGGUGUGUGCAACGGAGACGGUUCUUCCUGCAGACUGGUGCGGGGACACUACAAGUCCCAGCAUUCCUCAGGAAAAACUGAGGACACGGUCGUUGUCAUCCCCUAUAAGAGUCGUCAUGUGCGUCUGGUCCUGAAAGGCCCGGAUCACUUGUAUGUGGAGAGUAAGACCCUGCAGGGGGUGAAAGGUGAACUUGAGCUGGAUUCGUCGGGACAGUACCACCUGGAGAACACCACCUUGGACUACCAGAAACUCUCUGAUAAGGAGGUGCUGAGAAUCACCGGGCCACUGGGAGCUGACUUCACUGUCAAAGUGCAGUAUGCCAGUGGAGCAGACAGUGUGGUCCAGUUCAUCUACUACCAGCCCAUUGUCCACCGCUGGAGAGAGACAGACUUCUUCCCUUGCUCUGUCACCUGUGGUGGAGGAUACCAGCUGACCUCAGCAGAGUGCUUUGACCUGCGAAGUGGUCGAGUGGUGGUGGACCAGUACUGCCACUACUACCCAGAAAAUAUCAAACCCAAGCCCAAACUCCAGGAGUGCAACAUGGAGCCCUGCCUUGCCAGUGAUGGCUACAAGCAAAUUAUGCCAUAUGACCUCUACCAUCCCCUGCCUCGAUGGGAGAGCAGCCCCUGGACGGCCUGCUCCACCUCCUGUGGUGGGGGCAUCCAGAGUCGCUCAGUGUCCUGCGUAGAGGAGGACAUGCAGGGCAUCAUCACCCCUACCGAGGAGUGGAAGUGUCUCUACUCCCCCAAGUCAGCUAUCCUGCAGCCCUGCAACACCUUCGACUGCCCCACCUGGCUGGCACAGGAGUGGUCACCCUGCACAGUGACCUGUGGUCAGGGCCUGCGCUACAGGGUGGUGCUGUGCAUCGAUCACAGGGGGCUCCAUGCUGGGGGCUGCAACCCUACCACCAAACCCCACAUCAAGGAGGAGUGCCUGGUCACUGUGCCCUGCUACAAGCCUGCAGAGAAAGUCCCAGUGGAGGCAAAGCCACUGUGGCAUAAGCAGGCCAUAGAGCUGGAGGAGGUUAUCGUGACUGAAGAACCAACAUUCAUCCCCGGGCCCUGGCAGCCCUGCAGCAGGACUUGUGGCGCCGGGAUCCAGCAACGGGCCGUCAAGUGUCAGGUAUUGCUGUCCUUCUCCCAGACAGUGGCUGAUCUGCCAGAUGACGAGUGUGAAGGGGUCAAACCUGCAACAAGCCAGCCCUGCUACCGAACCCCCUGCUCCGGUGUUGAGGGCCAAGGAAGAGCAGAUGAACAGGAGGAGGAAGAGGGCAACCCACCCCAGAGAGAGGAACUGCACGACUGGGAGUAUGAAGGGUUUACGGAGUGCUCAGAGAGUUGUGGAGGAGGGGUGCAGGAGGCUGUGGUGAUCUGCCUGAACAAGCAGACCAGGGAGGCAGCAGACCAGAGUCUGUGUGUGAGCUCCCGGCGGCCACCGCAGCUUCUCCAGGACUGCAACACCCAGCCCUGCCCGCCCAGGUGGGAAACUGGGGUGUGGAGUUCGUGCUCUGCUACCUGUGGGGUUGGUCUGAUGACCCGCACUGUGGCGUGUACCCACUCACCCUCCCGGGAUAGCAACCACACAGAGACUCUUAGGGAUGAAGAGUGCCGGAUGCCCAAGCCUAGUCCUGUCCAAGCGUGUAACCGCUUUGACUGCCCCCCUAUGUGGGACUCACGUGACUGGGGAAAGUGCUCCCGUAGCUGUGGUGGUGGGACACAGAGGAGGGAGGUCCUGUGCAAACAGCGGUUUUCAGAUGGCAGUGUGCUGGAACUGCCUGACACAUUUUGCCCUUCCAAGAGUCCUGCAACCCAACAGUCUUGUGCCAAGCAGGAGUGCCCGCCUCAGUGGGUCACAACUGACUGGUCCCCGUGUUCAGUGACUUGUGGAGAUGGCAUUCAGAGGCUACAAGCAGUCUGCAAGAGGCAAGGGGAGGAUGAGCAAUAUCAGAUCGUAGCCCCCGAGACCUGUGCCCCAGCACUGAAGCCCACCAGCAUCCGGGCAUGCUCCCUACGGCCCUGCGAAAAAAACAUCAAACUAGAGGUUAUCAAGCCAGAUCCCACAAUCCUGGCCCAGAGGAAGGUUUACAUCCAGUGGAGAAAGGGCAAAAAGCUACAGUUUGUAGUGGGAGGCUAUGCCUACCUGCUUCCUUGGACGUCUGUGGUCCUACGCUGCCCAACCCGGCGAUUUCGCAAGGGACACAUCCAGUGGCUGAAGGAAGGGAGGCCCCUGGUAAGCCUCCCUCAUCUCUCUAUAACCUCACAAGGCUAUAUGAAGAUCCAACAGCUUCGCCCAUCUGACGCAGGCAUCUACACAUGUGUCGCAGGCCAGGCACAAGAAAAUUUUGUCCUAAAGGUUAUUGGCAGCAAGCAGAAGCUCUCUGUGCCAGAAACAGGAGAGUCAUGGCUGCUCUCAGAUGGACAGCGGAAGGCUAGCCAGCCAGAUGUGGCCUCAACAGGAGAGAGAUUUUGGGAGCUACACAUCUCUCUCAACCAAUAUGACAACAUAGUUCAGCGUUUGCUUGACCUCAAAGGGUCUAUCCUGGAUGAAAAAGAACCUGAUCUAACAGACUCCAAUGAAAAGAACAGGUCAACAAUGGAAGAUGAGGAAACGUCGGAACUUUCCAGCCCCCUCAUGCUAAUUGCUGAUACCCACAGGCUGGAUGAGAUCAUCCACAACCUCUCAGAGGGCUUCGGAGGACCACGGGGGGAACAACUCAUCGCUCAAUUGCUCACUGAGCUUACAAUGACACAGGGAGAAAACAAUGAGUCUACCCUUCACCCUCCUGAAAAAGCAGAAUCUUCCACGCAAGGCCCCCUUCUUUAUAAACCAAACAUCAAAACUCAUCCAACCAGGCUAAGAGGCCCAAUGAUCAUCCACAGACCCAGGAAGGUUGGUGUGGUGUCGUCAUCUGAAGUGGUGGUCCAUGUGGGAAUGCCAGUUCUUCUGCAGAGACAAGUGGCUAGUGUGGAGCUGAAGUGUGAGGCAUUGGGGAACCCAAAACCAACCAUAACCUGGACCAAGAGUGGAAAAGAGUUGCACUACAAUAGCAGAGUAGGCCUGCUGUCUGACGGCUCGCUAAGGAUCCUGUCUCCAAGCAAGGUGGAUGAAGGUCUGUACACCUGCAUUGCCAGGAACCGUCUUGGUUUCACCUCUCUUUCCUCACAGCUACAAAUUACAGGUGACAAAGGCAGCAGCUGUGUCCAAGGUAACAGUAUGGCAGUGGAUGGGCUUCUUUGCCCUGAGAAGAAUAACACCAGCCCAUCAGUUGAGCUAUGCCAUGGACAAGCCUGCCCCCUCAGGUGGCGAGUGGCCCCAUGGUCGCCAUGCUCGGCCAGUUGUGGAGGUGGGAUUCAGAGCAGGAGGGUCAGCUGUGUGAGGGGGAGCGAGGAAGGGGUGAGUGAGGUGGAGAGCCAGCGCUGUGUGGGCACAGGGAGAAGACCCUCUGACACCAGGCCGUGCAACCUUCAGCCCUGUGCCAGGUGGGCCACUACUCCCUGGGGGCCGUGUCAUGGUCAUUGUGUGGGUCCCAGUUUGGCCACACAGCACCGCCACGUUUACUGCCAAGACACAAAGGCCAGCAAAGUCCCCCACAGAAUGUGCAGUGGACUCCAAAGACCCAGCUCCCUUAAGAAUUGCUCCACAGAGGCCUGUGCUCUACAGUGGCGCGUAGGACCAUGGACACAAUGCACAGCUACGUGCGGACGCCAUGGUUUCCAGUCACGCCAGGUGACCUGUGCUCACCGCCGAACUGGCAAGGCCGUGCGUGAACACCACUGCACAUGGAGGCCCCGCCCUCCCAGCUGGCAGCGAUGCAAUGUCCUGUCCUGUGGAAGAGCAGGAGAGUGUCGGGACAGCACGAGGUACUGUGAGAAGGUGCGACAGCUGGAGCUCUGCCCGCUGCCCCAGUUCAAGAGCCGCUGCUGUCAGUCUUGCCGAGACACCUGAGACGGGGACGAGAGGAGGACCACAGACAGACUGGACGGGCCCAGGAAAGGUCCCCAACACAACAAGCAGAGACUUCAACUAUUCCCCCGUCUCUUUUAUCACCCACAACCGUCCUCGAUGAACAGCUUCAGACUGGGGGGACUGGAGCGAAGAGGAACCUUUGAAUGGUUGUGAUCUACUUUCUUCAAAGAUGCUGCGGGUGAAUUAGAAUUUUAAAGUAUUGUUUCAUGAGAAGGGACAUCACUGUUAAUGAAGGCUUCAGUUUGACUCAUUUUUUCCAACUGAAGUUCAUGUCAGCUUUUCGUUUUGUGCAAAAGAGACUAGGCUAUGAUUCCAUUGUGAGUGAUAGAGAGGUAUUUAGUUGUAACCUAUCUAAUGGGCAACUCAUGCAGAGGCAUUGCACCAUUGAUUAGCUACAUGUCCAUAUGAAUGAUAACUGGUGCAGUGUUUGUAAUAACCACUGGAUAGUAGCAGGUUUGCCUUUACUAUGAUGGUCUCCAAGAAAUAUUUUCAUGUAAACCAAAAUUUCUCCUGCAAACUGAACUUUUAUCCAUGUGGCGAGUGUGAAAUGUCUAUAAAAUUCCACAUACACCAUCGCUCAUAUGGAUAAAAAGGUGUGACACAGCUGAAAGCCUUUAGCCCAUUUUAACCUCAGUGAUUGAUCAAGUAAUUUCACUAGGUAAUGUUUGAAUUAGGAUAUCAGUUGCUUUAAUUGCAUCAUCAGCAAAAUAGAUAGUGGAACAUCACAAAGAUUUUUGUUGGAUUGCACUAAUAGAGGAGUAUGACUGAAGCAAAUCAAUUUGAGGAAAAAGACAUGACUUAUUUUUGCACUCGAAACUCAUCCAAGUCUAUGUUAAGAACAUGGCUUGUGGAGGUUUUUAUAUUUGAUCUGUUUUGUAAAAUUACAGUGUUUAUAUAUUUUGUUUAGUGAUUUUGAUAUUUUGGAAAACAUAUUUGUCGUUUUAACCACUUUUCGACACCAUAGCAUGUUUGAACAUGAGGCAAGCGCAGUCGUCCAGAGUAGGUUAAUUCAGUUUUCCCUCCGAAUCAGAUUUUUGCUUGAUGUAGUUUGAUAUUGCAGAAAUAAGCAGCCUUGCAUUUGAAAUACUGAUCUUGUAUCAUUCUUUCUCUCGUCUUGCACAACAUUCAAACUUGGAGUUGUACUUGUAAUCCUCUGUAGGUUCAUUUAGUGAAGAUGGCAAGCAUGUAAUAUUCAAAUCUGGGUCAAAAUAGUUUUUGGGAAUUUUUUUUAUAAACUAUUUAUAUGCUUAUGUUACUGUGCCAGAUAGGCAGGGUUUGCACUUUUGACAGUUCCAUAAUGUUUAGCAGACAUCAAGUGCAUCACAAACCUGAAUAUAGACACCAUUUGGCCUUUCUUCAAAGUGUGGUUAUUUGAUAUUACUGUAUAUGAGAUGAGAACAAACUAUUGCAAAUGUAUUACUCAUGCUCUUAAGUUAUGUAGAUAUUUUUUUUGGCAAAGAUUUAUGCUCUGUUUUGUCUUUUAACUAUUUAUUAUCAUGUGCCUUCUUGUUGAGAUGUGAGUUUUGUAAAUAAUUAUAGGGUUGGGAGGUGAGUCUUCCUCUCCCCAACAGAUGAAUCUAUUUGAUGUGCAUGCAAUGGGGACCCUCUGCUGGUGACUUGAUGUGUUGCUCUUUCUGCCCA